Orcinus orca (killer whale) is the source of this 2712-nucleotide messenger RNA. RefSeq names its product betacellulin (gene BTC). The record is from RefSeq and is a predicted model, not a curated record. NCBI's taxonomy places the organism in Eukaryota, Metazoa, Chordata, Mammalia, Artiodactyla, Delphinidae. The coding region runs from base 330 to 866 and encodes 178 amino acids. The transcript is spliced from 6 exons. Gene Ontology annotation, biological process: positive regulation of mitotic nuclear division; positive regulation of cell population proliferation; epidermal growth factor receptor signaling pathway.
CCCGUUGUGUGGGUGUGGGGUAACUUGGGUGGGAACGGCGUGGAGGCCACCACGACGAAGUCCUGCGCCUCGUCGAUGGGGUGUGUGCAGAAAGAGCGCGGAUAAAUAGGAGGCUCCCUCUUCCCGGCGACACUCGCGUAGCCGGUCGGCCGCCCGCCCGGGGUGUCCGCCCGCCCGGUAGCCGGGUGGCAGCCUGGGGAGUAGUUUUGCUUCCUGCUAGCUCCGGGAUUCGUUUCCAGGCACCCCGUCGGGCGCCCGUGGCCCGGGAAGGGGGCGCAGGAGGAGGCGGGAGACUCGUCUCGGGGCUGCUAGGCCCGGCAGCGGGGUUGAUGGCCCGGGCCGUCCCGGGCAGCGGCGCCAGCUCCCUGCCACUGCUCCUGGCCCUCGCCCUGGGUCUAGUGAUCCUCCACUGUGUCGUGGCAGAUGGGAAUUCAACCAGGAGUCCUGAAAAUGAUGGCCUUCUCUGUGGAGAUCGUGGAGAAAAUUGCCCAGCUACGACCACACAACCAAAGCGAAGAGGCCACUUCUCUCGUUGCCCCAAACAGUACAAGCAUUACUGCAUUAAAGGGAGAUGUCGCUUCGUGGUGGCCGAGCAGACGCCCUCCUGCGUCUGUGAUGAAGGCUACGCUGGGGCGAGAUGUGAGAGAGUUGACUUGUUUUACCUAAGAGGAGAUAGAGGGCAGAUUUUGGUGAUUUGUUUGAUAGUAGUUAUGGUAAUUUUUAUCAUUUUGGUGGUCGGCAUCUGCACAUGCUGUCAUCCUCUUCGGAAACAUCGAGAAAGAAUAAAGAAGGAAGAAGAAAUGGAAACUCUAGGUAAAGAUAUAACUCCUAUAAAUGAUGACAUUCAAGAGACUAGUAUUGCUUAAUGUCUAUGAAGGUACCUCCAGGCUGGUGGCAAACUACAAAAUACCUUACUCAUUUGAAAAUGGACAGACUGUGUCUCAGGAAAACAGCUAGCAAAAUGAAUUUUAAAUAAUGUAUUUACUUUUUGUUUGUAAUGUUAAUUUGUGUUGUUUACUGUUGUUUUUAUAAUAAUAAUAAUAAGUAAUUUUAUUAUUAUAUAGUAUUUGGGAAAAGCACCCAGUUAAGAAGGGAAAUUUUAAUAAACUUCCACUUAAGUUUUGUCACCGGGAUUACUAGUCAAACAAAAAAGAAGAGUAGGAAGGAGUUUAGAUCCGAGGAAUUGAAUUAAUAAUAAAGCUACUAUUUAUCCCAAACUUACUAUGUGCCAAGAGUUUGAAAUACAUUAUUUCCUUAAUUCGUUUAAGGAUCUAUGAUCCUCAUUUCUCAUGUAUAGAAACAAGCCCUAAGAAGUUAAAUAAUCUAACCCAGUUUUACAGAGUUAGGAAUAGGUAGAGCUGAAACUGGAACCAAGAUUUACCCAAGUUCAAAGUUUGUGCUCUUAACCAUCAUUGUUUUUUCAUUGGAGUUGUUGCAACCUAACUCACAAUAUAACCCAAGACUUCACCCUAAACUGUGUUUUGCCAUGACUCAGACACUGGUGCAUUUUCCUGCAGAAACUCAGAAUGCAGAGUCCUGGAUAUACGUUAUUGUUACCAUCAUGCUUUCCGUAGUCUUGACUUUCAUUAUGCUUCUUUGCUCCUUUAUAAAUUCUCAGUGAUAUGCACACAUUCUUACAUUUCUAAAGCAAACAGAUUUGCCCCAUAGCUAGGGUAAUGAGCAGAGAUGGGAAGUAAAUGCCUGAAGUCUUUAAGCCCCAGGUAAGUGUCUAUGCUUGCUAAAGGAUAGAUAAUAGCACUGGAAGAGGCUACGUAUCCCGGGGUAAAUGGUCAGUGACAGUACAGCAGAGCCCAAGCAGACACUGGCUGUGACCAUACCCUCAUUUGUUCUUCUAAGCAAACAGUACCCGUGAUUGCUCUCAGGUGAAUUUUGGUGCAAUCAAAUUAUGACCAUAGUCAUCUAUUACUUGGGAUCAUCUUGCCAAAUGCUCCUUCAACUCCAGAUUACGGUUAAUAAAGAUUCUUUUUAAACCUGAAACAGCAGAAUGCACAUUGAGCCAAUAUUCCAUAGAAUAUGGAAUUUCCUACAUUUUUAUAAAAAAUGAUGAGAUGUCCUCAAAUGGCUACACUUUGGCUGUUGUGCCUGUCAGAAAAGCAGCUUUUCCAGAAUCUUUGUAAAUUUUACUUUGCAGUGUAGGCUCCACACCCAAAGUGAAUCAGAGAAUUCAGAGAAAAGGUGAAGUUGUCUAUUACCUUUUAUCACGUGUCAUGUUUCAAGUGAGACUGAGGCUGUGCUUAUGUAGAACACAGAAAUAGCUCAAAUAUCCAUGAGAGCUAACUGAGACAACUGAUCAUUUUCUAAAUCCAUUUUUUCUCCUGAGAGUGACCACUCUUGAAAUAGGAUCAGUUUCAACCAAUCCAUGUCGUAUACACUUUAUUUUCAAAAGCCUCCUCUGAGCUCCUUCACGCUCUUUCUCUUUCUCAGUCUUCACUGAUAGUAAGAGUGCUUGAAACAAACAGAGGUUGGUUGACCAGUGGAUUCUCUCAAGACAAUUCAAGCUUGGGAAUUUUCUUUUGAUGCUAAAAUAUUAAUGGUGUCUCUUGAAAUUUGGUAGAUCGAACUACCAAGAAAGUACUUCAGAGAUUUUCGUAUCUUUUCAAAAUGUAUUUUGUAAUUGUUUUGCCUAUGUUAAAUGACCUUGUUUAUGUAAACUGUCAGUAUUAUCAUGUAAUAAAAUAAAUUUAUUUUUAA